Molecule: messenger RNA, 816 nt
Organism: Miscanthus lutarioriparius
Lineage: Eukaryota; Viridiplantae; Streptophyta; Magnoliopsida; Poales; Poaceae
Source: the annotation of a GenBank genome assembly
AUGCCAACCCUAGCCACUCUCUCAGUCUCUCUGUUCUUCCUUCUCUCCGAGUCUCCGUGCUGCGGCGGCGCCGCCUGCCAGGGCGACGGCGAGGGUGAGGCAAGGCUGCGGACGCUAGCACGCGAUCCCUCCUCCCGAGUCCCCGGCGAACGGCGGCACCACGUAGAUCCGGCGAAGGCGGUGGAGGAGGCGAGAUCCGGGCACGGCGGCGUCCGUGCUCUCUUUCGCGGCGGUCCGAGGGGGCAAUGCCCGAGAGCGGGCUCGGUAAGGUUUUUCAGUCUUCAUUCAUGGGAUUCUGCUAAGUGUGCUGCCUCCCUCGAUUAUUUCAGAGAGUUCUCCACGAGGACAGGGGUCGACGCAGAGCUCCAGAAGGGACCAGUACGCGGGGCGACCGAGCGAGCCUUGUCCACAGCGGGUACGUUGGCAAGCGCUGUCGACGGAGGGCACGGGAUGAUCGGCGGGGCCAAGCACGUCUCCUCGGCAGCUGCGACGACCGUGCGGGCCGGGGCACGGUUCCCCUGCGCGCUAGGCGGGGGCACGGCGUCCCCAACGGCCGCUCGCACCAGGCAGGGGCGCCGGGGAGGAGGGAGGAGCGAUGGGCUCAGUGCCAGCGACGAGGACGGGCGAGGGCAGGCCGACGGUGGCGGUGCCGGCGAGGGCGAUGGCGAGGGGCGGCCGCUAGGGCUAGGGCGAGAGCAUGGCAGGCUCGCGUUCACCCCUUCGGCAUCGCCGCGUGGGGGUUGGUUCGGUUGCGUGAGCGGCGGGUGGCGGGGGAGGGGGGAGGCGGCAAUUACCAUACUAACCUUCUCUGCGUAA